This is a messenger RNA of Pseudomyrmex gracilis, 1035 nucleotides long. Its product is annotated as tctex1 domain-containing protein 2-like. The record is from RefSeq and is a predicted model, not a curated record. Gene Ontology annotation, cellular component: cytoplasm; cytoplasmic dynein complex. The transcript is spliced from 2 exons. The coding region runs from base 408 to 764 and encodes 118 amino acids. NCBI's taxonomy places the organism in Eukaryota, Metazoa, Arthropoda, Insecta, Hymenoptera, Formicidae. Gene Ontology annotation, molecular function: dynein intermediate chain binding. Gene Ontology annotation, biological process: microtubule-based movement.
GUUCUUUUUCGUAAGGGUUAAUAUUAUAAAUUACUUAUUUGUGCAACAAAACACAAGAACGAGUGUAUUAUUCGUGAAGAAAUAUUUGAUUUUGUCCUUUUCCUGUUCCUAUCGAUCUCACUUUGUGUUUCUAAGUAACUGAUCGUGUUUACCUAUAGAUAUGUAUGUGUGCGCUUUUGAGAAAUAUUAAUCUCACUCAGUUAUUGUGAGGAAAAGUCUAAGAAGAUAUUAAUCAGAAUGUAUACUAAAAUUCCUUUUGAAAAGAUAUUCUAAAAAUAUUAGUGUAUUAUGCCGUUUCAACUAGAAACUAGUGAGAAUACUUGUGACGACAGUGAGGUAAAACACAUAUGUAUUAUUAAGACACUUUUAUACUAGAAGUUACAAAUGUGUAAUAAUUGAUGUAAACAAUGCAGUAUCAGAAUUCAUAUCGCAUGGAGCCGCAAAAUUCGUUCAAGACUGAUCAAGUAGACAAGAUAGUGAGAACUGUUAUGAACGAUCGUUUAGACGAGUUCACGUACGAUGAUGCAAACGCUAUAAAAUUAUGCUGCGACAUCGCGGCAGAUGUGCGACGACGCGUGAAGAAACUCAAUUUUGAUAGAUAUAAGAUUGUCGUUGUCGUCACGAUCAUCGAGAAGAUCAGUCAGUCCGUAGAAACGACCCUAGGUUUCUUGUGUGACAAUGGAACAGAUGAUUAUUCCGUAUUCUCUCUCGAAGGCCAGACUUUUUACGCACAUUGCUGUACGCUCGGACUCUACUACGAGUAACAAAAAAUCAAGUAUUGACGUAAAACCUAUCUUCGUCUAUCAGUUCCUUUUGGUCAUAUGAAUUACUAUGUUUGGCUUACGAUGGUGACACCCGGAAGAGUAUUAAAGAAUUAAAGAAACAGCAACGCAAGUAAAUGCUACUUUAAUGAAUUAGUAAUAAUAGAAAAUACAGAGAUUACAAAUAAGAAGCAAGAAUAUAAUAUAGAUUUCAAAAAGAAGAACGGUAAUUGACAAGUCUUUAUGUAAAUAAAUUAUUAUAUAAAUUCUUUGU